AUGUGGGGAGCAGUUAUUGUCCUUGCUGUCCUGGGAGUCACCUCAGGUGGGGAGGCCCUGCACCUGAUCCACCUGCCCGCCACUAGCACCGUGGCAGAGAAUGCGCCACCUGCAACUUUGGUGCAUGAGUUUUCUGUGAAUUUAUCAGUGUCGUUGUCGCCUGUGAUGCCAGGAUUUCCCAUGGUUGUCAACCCAAGCCCCUUCACUGAGGCCUUCAGGGUGAACAGACUAUCGGGGACCGACUUCGAGGUUGUCACCACUGGGAAGGAACAACUAGAUUUCGAAACAGGACCCAAAGUAUUCGAUUUGCAGAUUUAUGUGAAGGAUGAUGUGGGUGUCACAGACUUGCAGGUCCUGACCGUCCAGGUGACAGAUGUGAACGAACCGCCUCAGUUUCAAGGCAACUUGGCGCAAGGUUUAAACCUCUAUGUAAUAGAAAGAACAAAUCCUGGAUUCAUCUACCAGGUGGAGGCCUUUGACCCAGAGGACACAAGCCAGAACAUACCCCUCAGUUAUUUCCUCAUCUCUCCUUCAAAAAACUUCAGGGUGUCUGCGGACGGCACCCUCUUCUCUACCACAGAACUGGACUUUGAAGCAGGACACAAGAGCUUCAGUCUCCUUGUGGGAGUGAGAGACAGCGGGAACCUGACCGCCUCCACAGCGCUCCGGGUGACCAUUGUGAACAUCAACGACGAGAUCCCACGCUUUACCAGCCCGAGGAGAGAGUACUCCAUCCCAGAGGAAGUGCGUCCAGGAACCAUCGUGGCAAACAUCACGGCAGAGGAUCCCGAUGACGAGGGCGUUCCUGGCCACCUCCUCUACAGCAUCACUACCAUCAGCAGCUACUUUGUCAUAGACCAGCUGACUGGGACAAUCCAAGUGGCCCAAAGGCUAGAUCAAGAUGCAGGUGAACUGAGACAGAAUCCCAUCGUUUCUCUGGAGGUUCUGGUGAGGGACAGACCCUCUGGGGGUCAGGAGAACCGUAUCCAGAUAACCUUCACUGUGGAAGACAUCAAUGACAACCCCGCAACCUGCAGCAAGCUCACCUUCAGCAUUAUGUUGACGGAAAACACAGCCAACGGGACUUUGCUCUUGGACCUGAACAAGUUCUGCUUUGAUGACGACAGUGAAGCUCCGAACAACAAAUUCAACUUCACCACGCCAUCUGGAGCAGGGAGCAGCGGCAGAUUCUCACAGCGUCCAGCUGGCUCCGGGAGAAUUGUGUUAACUGCUGAUCUAGAUUGUGAAAACCCGAGCAACAUAGCAGCUGGCAAUGCAUACAAGGUGAUAAUCCAGGUGCAGGAUGUCGCCCCUCCGUACUAUAAAAAUAACAUCUACAUUUUCAUUCUAACAAGCCCAGAAAAUGAAUUUCCUCUCACCUUUGAUAGACCAUCAUAUGUGUUUGAUGUGUUGGAAACAAGACCAGCUAGAACCUCCGUUGGGCGCGUGCGAGCGACUGACGCAGACUUCCCCCAAAGGAGCGUGGUGUAUUCCAUAUCCAGCGGAGGGGCCAGCCUCCGGCACCCAAACAUAUUUUGGAUUAAUCCCAAGACAGGAGAAAUCCAGCUAGUAACUAAAGCUGACCACGAAACCACUGCCGUCUACACUCUCACAGUCGAGGCCGCCAACGGCGAGGACACAAGCUCAGCCACUGUUACCGUAAACAUCCUUGGAGAAAAUGAUGAAAAGCCAAUAUGUACCCCCAAUUUUUACUUCAUGGCCAUCCCAGUGGAUCUGAAAGUUGGCACAAACAUUCAGAAUUUCAAGUUGACGUGUACCGACCUGGAUUCGAGCCCCAGAUCUUUCCGAUACUCCAUUGGCUCAGGCAACGUCAACAGCCAUUUCACCCUCUCUCCCAAUGCUGGCUCAAACAUCACACGCCUGCUGCUGGCGUCCCCCUUCAACUAUGCUGGUGGCCUCGAUGAGAUCUGGGACUACAGGCUGCUCAUCUACAUUACUGAUGACAACUUGCUGUCUGGCAGGACAAAAGCCAAGGCUCUUGUCGAAACAGGGACAGUGACUCUCAGUGUUAAAGUCACUCCUCACCCGACCUCGAUUGUCACCACAGUACCCAGGCCCAGGAUCACCUACCAGAUCCUCAGGGAAAACACAUACUCUUCAUCAGCAUGGUACGUGCCAUUCAUCAUCACUCUGGGCACCGUGGUGCUUGUGGGGCUGCUGGGGUCCCUGAUGGUCCUGUUGGCCAAAGCCGUCUACAGACAUUGCUCCUCCAUGACCAGGAAGGACAAGAAACACCUGACAAAGAAGGAAGACAGGAAGACUGUGAAGAGGGAGGCCGUGGUGCAAUCUGUCCAGAUGAAUACUGUCUUUGAUGGAGAAGCCACAGAUCCAGUGACUGGGGAAAUCUAUGAAUUCAACUCAAAAACUGGCGCCAGGAGGUGGAAAGGCCCAUUAACCCAACUGCCCAACUGGCCGGAGCCCGGUCCCCAGCCCGGAGGCACAGUUGCAGGAGGGCAAUGACAGGUUCGUGUCUACCUGUGCCCUUCGGUUGAGAGUGCUGACCUGUGCAGGCCAAGUCGCCCCUAUGUGCUCGGUGCAAUGGCUGCCAGGACAUCCUUUCAGCUCAGCCUCACAGUGUGUUACACCCGUCCUUGUGUUCACUGAUGCUCAACGCUGUACACGUUUGUGAGAGACCAAGAGUGGUUUUUGAAAGACACAGAUGGACACAGUGAGCCAGUCAUUUGGGAAGAAGGAAUACAACGUCGUUCUUUUAUUUUACUUUAAUUUUAUUUAGAUGAGUCUUGCAUUUGACAAACCAUGCAGAUCUGAGGAGCUGCUCACCCUGUUAAUAUAAAGGCUUCUCCCAGAGACAAUUA
Microtus ochrogaster (prairie vole) is the source of this 2837-nucleotide messenger RNA. RefSeq names its product cadherin related family member 3 (gene Cdhr3). Bases 1 to 2481 code for a protein of 826 amino acids. The transcript is spliced from 21 exons. NCBI's taxonomy places the organism in Eukaryota, Metazoa, Chordata, Mammalia, Rodentia, Cricetidae. Gene Ontology annotation, molecular function: calcium ion binding. The record is from RefSeq and is a predicted model, not a curated record. Gene Ontology annotation, biological process: homophilic cell-cell adhesion. Gene Ontology annotation, cellular component: membrane; cell-cell junction.